Gryllus bimaculatus (two-spotted cricket) is the source of this 639-nucleotide messenger RNA. Lineage: Eukaryota; Metazoa; Arthropoda; Insecta; Orthoptera; Gryllidae. The record is from the annotation of a GenBank genome assembly.
AUGAGUUCAAAAAUACAGCCGUACCUGGGAGGCAGCUCGCUGCGGCCGCUGGGCGCGGCGCCCGCCACCACGCCGCGCUCCAUGCUGCGCACGGCCGAGAUCAUCAUCAUGCUGGUGGCGCUGUUCCUGGUGUCGUGGACGCCCUACGCAGUCGUCACGCUCAUCGGCCAGUUCGGGGACAUGCGCCUCGUCACGCCCUGGGUGGCCGCGCUGCCCGCCUUCUUCGCAAAGGCGAGCGUGGUGUACAACCCCAUCGUGUACGGGCUGUCGCACCCGCACUUCCGCGCCUCGCUCAAGCAGUACCUGUCGUCGUGCCAGGGCGCGCGCAGCAGCGUCAGCACCAUGUCGAUGGCGGCGGUUCGCGAGGGCGCCAGCGCCCCGGGUGCGCGGCGCGCGGCGCUGGGGGCGGGGCCGGGGNNNGUGCGCUGCCCGCGCCGCCUGCACAGCACCGACGGGCCCAGCGUGGGCCGCCCCGUGUGCUCCCUGCGGCGCCCGCCGCCCGCCCACGCCGCACCUGAUCCCGUUGACUGCGAGGUACGACCUCGGGGUAUUGUAGUCACAAGCAUCCUCUCCGCCGCUGCGCCCGCGCUCCCUUUGGACAUGCCACCGUCGGGUGGGAGAGUGGGGGCGUGGGGUUAA